GCCAGAGGGAGAGCUCAGGCAACCGGGUGCGUGCGCACGUUUCCUUGAGCCGCGCGCGCACCCCCGAGCGCCGCUCAGUGAGAAUUUGCCGAGGGUGCGCGACGUGUUAUGUGCGUGGUUGUCGCGGGGUGACGAUCGAGAGGCUGAGCUGUGCGAGUCGCGUAAUUACGUGCGACAAGAUCGAUAUUCGCGGCGAUAGGAUAAUUCGGAGCGUGCCGGCCUCUCUUGUUUACGAAGCGCCGCAUGGCGGGAGGGGUGGUCUUUCUCCGUGCGACGGUGGCCGUCGCCGUCGGCGAGCGGCAGAAGGGAUGAGUGAAAGAGAGAAGGGGGAGGGAGAAGAAGCGCCGGUCCGGCGGACAUGAGGCGCGCGCGUUUCCCGCGCGACGCACACGUGAGUACAGCGCGAAGCGAGGCGAGUGUCAACAGCGGGAAACGUCAAGCGCGACGGGACCGCUCUCGCCGGACUUCACGGCGACGGACUUCAUCGGCACGUCGGGAAGACGAGCGAGUGCCGCGGAAUGACAUUCGUGCGAGCUGGACUGGAGCCGGAAUCGCGGUGAAGAAUCUUCGGGAACGCGCCUCGGCGGCCCUUCCUCCCGCGUGACACUGGUGUAAACAGACGAUUCGCGAGUGAGUGCGAGGGUGAGGUGACAAAUCCGAAAACGGGCCCGUUUUUGCGCGUCGCGAGGCACGUGCGAUCCGUCGCCCCGUCGGCCAUCGAUUUCUCGGUGAUUUAUCGCGUCGAGGUGCGCCGUUUCACGCGUUCGAGAUUUAAUGAAGAUUAAACACCGAUAGGUUAAGACCUUUAAGAGUAAAUACGUGUUUACGUACCUGCCCCGAACGGAGGCAAAAGUGAUUUUCGUAUCUUAUCUCCGCGGUGAACGGAAGAUGGAAAUUUAAGUGAACCAUUUAGAAAGGUCGCUGAAGUUAAUAAACAAGCGUGAAGAAGCCACACCGCCUCUGCUUGCCGAUAGGUAACAAAGCUCGUAGAUAACAAAGUGAUAAUUUUAAACGUAACGCCCGACUAACACGGGAAAUACAACGAGGCGUCGUACGGUUUCGCAAAUUCGAUGGCGACGCCUGUACCGCUCGACACGCCGCAUCGGGUGCACCGUUCGCGUGGCGUCCAACCGAAAGCGACGUAGUCGCUCUUUCUCUCUCCCCGGAAGUCGAGCGUCGAUAGUCUGAAUUUUUUCGAGUCAGCCGCGGAUGAACGACACCGUCCCGAGCGCGAUGGAGGACGUCGACGGCAUGCAGCACGUCGUCCAGACGCCGCGCGUCUCCUCCGUCAGCAGCAGCUCCCACGACAGCGUCGACAGCGGCUACCUGUCCAUCGUGACGCCGCAGACCGGCGGCUGCACCCCGAAGAUGGUCACCGGCUACAGGACCCGCUCGUCCACCGGCGCGUUGCUCUCCGCCAGGAAGCACAGGUACCACCGUCCGGAGCCCUUCCAGUGCGAGAAGGUGCUGAGGCACCGCUCCAAGUUCAGCCAUCGGCUGAACAUCUCGGAGCUCGACUACCUCGUGUCCGAGAACCCGGUCUCGGAGCAGGACUCGGUGCUGGAGCCGUCGUGCACGCACGUCGAUCGGAGCCUCAGCCUGGUGCACUCCACCCCGAGCUGCGCCAACGACGAGCUCGGCAAGGCCCUCAGGAACACGAGAAACUGGAGGACCACGGUGCCCGUCACCCCCGCGUCCGCGGACCUCCAGAUUCUCUCGCCGCCCCCGUCGCCGGCGGUCCCGUCCUCGUCCUACGUGGCCUCGGAGCCGAUCCAGGAGGACGCGGAAAUGAAACUAGUCCGUACGCCGCGGGGUAAAUCGCAGCGGGUCACGACCCCGCCGAGACUCAAGAUACCGCAGAUCGUGAUUUCGCAGAUCUGCACGGGCGGCACGCCGACAAUAACGUCGACGGAGAAUCGCAAAUUGCGCGAUCUACGUAUCACGGAGUUGGGGGCCACGUCCGAGAUCAAGCCCAAGAAGCUGGACUUCAGCCAAAGGGCCACCCUGGACUACACGGGAAGGGAGAAGGUGGAUUUCUUGUUUCUUCUCGGGGAGGAGAGCAACCAUUUGCCUCUGGUAUCCAAGAUCCUGUCUUUUCUUUCGCCUCAAGAUCUGUGCUCGGCCAGUAUGGUGUCGAGGGUGUGGAAAAGGAUCUGCAAAGAUGACUCCUUCGCCAACAGGCGAAGAAUGAGUUUUAUCAUGCGGAAGAACACCGUCAAGGAGAACCUGUGGCUGUUGGCGAUAGCGAAGAAGGCGAAGCACGAGGACGAUAUACAGACGAGUCCUAGGAGCAGACGUUACGUGCGGAAGGGACACCUGCUGGAUGUACAGAACUUGCUGCACGUUCCGCCGCAGCCGAACAGCCCGCCUGUAUCACCGAGCAAAAUCAAGUUUCAUUCCUUCGUCAAGGCUAGUCGUACGCUCGCAAAUGGCGAGUACCUGCUGCCGUGCCCAAGGUGCAGCUUUCCCUGUCACGUGGAUAGCGAGAAGAAUGUGGGUGCCUGCUCGAGGCAGGGCUGCUCCAUCGAGUUCUGCAUCUCAUGCUCGUCGAAGCCACACGCGGGCCCAUGCAAGACGCCCUUACUAGCCACCCCGACGAAGCGCAACAAACGCCUGAUCGUCGGCUCGAGGCAGAGCAAACGGAAUCUGCGACGACUGUAAAUCGAUUCCUCUUCCCUCGGUCGAUCCGCGUUCCGAUCGUUCGCGAGGAGAGAAGAACUAGUCUAGCUACGGAGUCGCGUCAACUCUGUCGAGAAAGGGAACAAACGUGUAUUAUAGAUAAGAUAUAUAUAUACCGUAAACGAAAGUCAAAAGCGAUUUUAUAGCCUAAUUUGAAAGAUAAAUUAAUAUUUUAGUAAUUAACUUUCCCGAUUAAGUUUAUGGAAUGCGAAACUGAUACGACGUUAUCGUUUGCGUAUCGAGACGAAUUCGGUUGCACACCGUAGCGAUACGACACAUCUUCAUAGCUCGAGAAAUGCCCUGAGGGUACUUUCGUAUAGCAUAUUAACCUACGAGGUGGCAUAAGCGUAUUUAACCGCCGUAAAUGCCGCUUAUGAAUGAUUUUUAAACGUCGUAAAAUCCACGAACGCCAUAAUUAGCCCCGAUCCGUCGACACCACGAGGAGGCUUGAUGCCGAAGUACGGCUUAAAUCUCCCGAACGACAUCGGCGGAUGCGCAACCGAAUCCUUCUCCAGUCCUCCUCCUCCUCGUCGAUCUUCGGAGUAAGUUCCGCCCCGAGCGGUGCAACUGAACGAAGGAGAACGAAAGAGAUAGAAGGGGGCGAGAGAACGAGAGGCUAGCGGUCAGGGGGAGAGCGUACCCCUCGGCGGAGCACGGAGAGAAAAGAAGAAAAUGCGAAUGCGGGAGGGAAGGGAGAAAUGAGAAGCCAUAAAGGCAACGGUCGUAAAACCACGUAAGGUACCGGCGAAACACUUUGCGUCGCCCGGAUAUUCCGCUUUUUACCCGGGCGCUCUCGGUAUCUUAAUGAAGACGGGGAGAGAGUCGGUCGAGGGCCCGCGCGCGUUUCUGCGGCCAGGGCUUGUCCGCAGAACCGCUCUUUCUCCCUCCUUCCCUCUUUCUCUCACGGGAAUCGUAAAACAUAGCAACCGCCGGGACGGUCGCGAACUCUGAUGUCCGUCGAGAUGCGAACGAGACGAAUUCUUUCUCAUUCGUCUAACGACACGGUACGGCUUAUCUUUCUCACGUGUAAACGUUAAAACAUAGUUUCUAUUCCUUCGGACGGACGUUUCUCCUUCAACCCCCUGCUCAACAGGACAUGAGCAGAGUUUAAUUAAUCCUUGCUCUUAAUGGAACAUUUAAUACUGAAUUCGCGAAAGAAAGGGUGAGAAUGGGACAGAUUUUGAUAAAGUCUUGAAACAUGACACUAUAUUUUGUCAUAUACGAUAUUCAUAGCAAAUGAGAAAGAUUAGAGUGACAAGUUAAAUAUGUAUCCUCUAAAAUCCCAAAUUUACAACGUGAUCUCACGUAUCACUCUUUCUUUUGUAUGUCGAGUAAAUAUUAAAAUUACAUUUUACAAAAGUCCACGUUCUCUUCUCUCUUCGACGCGAAUCUGUAACCGUACUCUCGCUCUAUUCGCUCAAUAAGUAUGAUAUUGCAUGGAAACAGAUAAUAGAUACAAGUGUGCGAGAAGUAAAAGAAACAGUGCCAGAAUAGGAAGCGACUGUUGGAAAAAAUGUGGAUGGUUAUAUAAUUGGCAAGGGAAUUGUUAUCCCGCAAUAAUAUGAGUAGUACAUAUUUUAAUAAUUUCGUUUUACGUUAUCUGAUGGACCAACGAAGAAAAGAGAUUUUACGAGAGAACGAGAAAUUUGAUGUCACAGGAAAUGAAAGAUUCUCUUUGCUCUGCACUUUCUGGAUGUCAGAAGCCGGUACAAAGAAUUCUACACUUGUGCCAUGAUUAAGUUCGCGCCAUAAUAAUUGCCAUAUUUUAAAAACUAACAUAAUUACAAGGGAGAAAGAAACGAGCACGCGUUUCGGCAUCUUUCGUCCUCGAGUAAAAUCCUCAAUGGGGUGCCAUAUCAUAUCGUUUUAUUCUAUUUUCUUUUCUUUUUUUUCGUUCGUGCAUCUUUUAAUCCAAGUCCGUCUAAACGUUUUCAUGUCUUUUAAAAGUAGCGUUAGUUUGUCCCGUGUUUGUACUCUUAUUUUUAUACCGGUGUAUGCGAAAAAAGACUGCAUAUAAAUAACCGAGAGUGAUAGUAAUAUAUUUUGUAUUUCGUGUAAGCGCGCGACAAAGUUUCGUGAUCGGUAUUUUAUUUGCGCUAUGUUCUUGUUAAAAUGAUAAUGAUACGUUUAUUAUAUUAUACGAUUAAUGAUGUCUCUCUUCACAGGUUACUGUGCGGUCUUUAUAAAAAAAAUUUGACCGAUAAAUUUUAAUCAUUUCAUUUUUAUUUUUAAUUUAAUAAUUAUUUUUUUAUA
Temnothorax curvispinosus is the source of this 4932-nucleotide messenger RNA. RefSeq lists its product as uncharacterized. Gene Ontology annotation, cellular component: nucleus. Gene Ontology annotation, molecular function: zinc ion binding; protein binding. The coding region runs from base 1210 to 2661 and encodes 483 amino acids. NCBI's taxonomy places the organism in Eukaryota, Metazoa, Arthropoda, Insecta, Hymenoptera, Formicidae. The transcript is spliced from 2 exons. Gene Ontology annotation, biological process: regulation of mitotic nuclear division; negative regulation of meiotic nuclear division. The record is from RefSeq and is a predicted model, not a curated record.